ACAGCGUCAUGUAGCGUCAGCACGCACGCAGCUCGGAAGUGACGUAGAAGUGAACGCGCACGCACGUGUGUAACGCAGCAUGUUUCUGCAGCACAUGUUUGUGUUUAUGUGACUGUAAGAGCGCUGAUCGGAACCGGUUUUAAACGCGAGCAGCGCUGUGUCGGUCAUGAUGGGGGAACACGAGCGGUACCCGCCGCCGAACUUCAGCGCAGCAGCGGCGGAUCCUCCAGCGGCGCUUCACUGGAGCGGCUCCACACCGCACGACAGCCGCAAGUUCGAGGCGUCCAGAGACUGGAGCUGGACUCAACCGGCACAGACCGGACCCUGGACGAGCCACUAUCAGCCGCAGCCCUACGCAGGUCAUCUUCAUCAUCCUUAUCCUCAUCAUCAUGGCUGGCGGGGUCCAGCACAGCAUCACUGGGGUCGAAGGAAGCAGCAGAAAGAGCCCGAGUUCAGUCAUUUCUGUGACACGUGUGACAGAGGCUUCAGAACUCAAGACAAAUAUGAUGAGCACAUCUCACAACACGUGAAGUGCUCUGUGGAAGACUGUCGCUUCACGGCAAACGAGAAACUGGUGAAGAUCCACUGGAAAAACAAUCACGCUCCAGGAGCCAAGAGGAUCAAACUGGACACUGCAGAGGACGUCGCCAGAUGGAGAGAAGAGAGACGCAAAAACUACCCGACACUGAAAAACAUAGAGAAGAAGCUGAAGCUGAUGGAGAUGAAGGAGCAGCGAGGAGACGUGCUGGAGACGCCUCAGUUUGGUCGCAUCAGGGGCCGCGGUAGGGGACGUGGGUCCGAGCGCUGGAGGUGUAAAGGACCCCAUCGAACGAGUUCUGAGACGGAGCAGAGGGUCGAUCUGAAGCGGCCUCAUCAGGACAGAGACCCUCUCGCUGCUCUCGCCUGCAGUGACCCCGAGUCUGAUAAGGACGAGUCUGUUCAGCAGACUCAGACUGGUCUCACUGUCGCCCCCAAGAGCGUGACCUCUGCCCUCGGGUCACUGAUGUCCAGCUACGGGGGGGACAUGACCUCCAGUGAGAGCGAAGGAGACGCGGACGACGCUCCGGUGCUGAGGGUCAGUCAGGCUCUAGAGGAGAAUAAGACGCUCCUGACUGCUCAUCCACUUCCUGUCCAGAGGAUCCCAGCGCUGCAUGAGGAGAAACACACAAAUACACCACAGCAAUCCCAUCAUGCCCCGGUUGGCAGAGGCAGAGGACGCGGUCGAGGACGUGGUCGCGGGGCGAGAGGAGGGCGAGGCGGUAAAUCCUGUAACCCUGCUGAAUCACAGAGACAUCGAGCAACACUACUAGAGAUGUUACUGGCUCCUGAUAUCCGUCAUGAGAGGAACGUCGUUCUCCAGUGUGUCCGUUACAUCGUCCGCAGCGGGUUCUUCGGCGUGGCUGGUAAAGACUCAAAUGAGAUCAGUGUGUCUGUGAACACGAACGAUGAGCGAGCAUCAAAUGAGGACGUCAGUAGAGACGAAGGACAGCGCUCAGAUCCUCAGACAGACGACCUGAUCAGCCAAUCACAAGACGAUCAUUCCGAGACCAUCAGUGACAGGAGCGCUGGUGAAAACGUGCCUGUGAACAAGAGUCCGGAGCGGAGCGGUGUGUUCCAGCAGCUGUUUGCUCAGCAGUUAGUGUGUGAUGAGUCUGAAGAAACGGCCUCCUGAUGUGUGACGUGUGGAUGCGGGUGAAUCAGAUCAGACGAAUCACUGCGCUCAUCUGAACAUCAGGAGAUGAAGGACCGAACUCAUCACAGCACGUCAUAAACGCACGGCUGAUGGUGGAAGCCACGGAUCGGAUGAUUCACAGUGGUUGAGCUCAGGAGAAGAACAUCUGAGAACAUCCAGUGAUUCAUAGUGACUAGAAAUUAAAUCCAGUGAAAACAAAGACAAUACAAAGUUUAUUAGUUUUUUCAAAUUUUGUUUUUGUUUACUUCUCAUAUGUUUAGUCUUUCAAAAGAAGAGACUCAUACCAAAUGAAUGGAUAUGAAUUAUUUCGAUCUGUGUUUUGAGCACAUGCUGUGACUGUAAUUCUCUCAGAUGCAGCUGCGUGCGGUUAAUAAAGAAGUGUGAUUGAUUAUGAG
Molecule: messenger RNA, 2088 nt
Organism: Labeo rohita (rohu)
Lineage: Eukaryota; Metazoa; Chordata; Actinopteri; Cypriniformes; Cyprinidae
Gene: nufip1
Product: nuclear FMR1 interacting protein 1
Exons: 10
Coding region: 167-1672 (501 amino acids)
Biological process (GO): box C/D snoRNP assembly
Cellular component (GO): nucleus
Molecular function (GO): RNA binding
Source: RefSeq, a predicted model, not a curated record